Messenger RNA from Malus domestica (apple), 1088 nucleotides. Its product is annotated as NDR1/HIN1-like protein 1. The record is from RefSeq and is a predicted model, not a curated record. NCBI's taxonomy places the organism in Eukaryota, Viridiplantae, Streptophyta, Magnoliopsida, Rosales, Rosaceae. Gene Ontology annotation, cellular component: plasmodesma; plasma membrane. Gene Ontology annotation, biological process: defense response to other organism.
UUGAAACAAACCAUCUAUAUAUUACAAUAUAUAUACCCACACGCCGAUAAGAGGGUGAAGUCAUCUCAACUCCCAAGAAAAGCAGAGAGCGAGAGCGACUAGAAACCCAACCUUCCUCUCCUCUCCUCUCCUCUCUCCGCCACAACAACCGCUAUGUCAUCGAAGGACUGCGGCCACCAUGGCCACAGCAAGCGACGGAAGAUAAUCCGCCGCUGCUGUGCCGGCCUCCUAAUCUUCAACUUCAUCCUCCUCGUCACAAUUCUCAUCGUGUGGGCUAUCCUCCAGCCUUCCAAGCCCCGCUUCGUCCUCCAAGACGUCACUGUCUUCAACUUCAACACCUCCGUCCCCAACGUCUUCUCCUCCAGCUUCCAGGUCACCAUCUCCUCCCGAAACCCUAACGACAAGCUCGGCAUCUACUACGACAAGCUUGACGUCUACGCCACGUACCGUUCGCAGCAGAUCACGUUCUCGACGCUCAUCCCGCCGGUGUACCAAGGCCACAAGGACGUCAACAUCUGGUCGCCGUUUAUCUACGGCACCGAGGUCCCCAUCGCACCGUACAACUCCAUCGCUCUCGGGCAGGACCAGAAUGCCGGGUCGGUUCUUAUGCUCAUCAAGAUAGACGGCCGGGUCAGGUUUAAAGUCGGCACCUUCAUAACCAGUCGGUACCAUUUGUACGUCCGGUGCCCUGCUUUUAUCCCUCUGGGUUCCCAGACCACCGGAGUUGUGGUCGGUAAUAACGCCGUCAAGUACCAGCUGGUGCAGCGCUGCAGUGUGAGCGUAUGAAGAAAUUGGAGGCAAAAAUUGAUGUUGCCCUUAAUUGUUGGUCCAACACCGUUAGUUGAGUUCCUUUUUCUCAUAUUUUUAUUUUAUUUUAGCUUUUUUUAAAUUCUGUCUUUUGUAUUUGGAUAAUUACAUAUAUACGUUGGGUUUGGAAUUGUACAUUUUGCUAUAGAAUAAGUAUGGAGGAUUUUAUGAAAUAGACGUAUAGCAAAAUUGCAGUCGGUGGUAAUUGAAUUUUAAGUUUUAUAAUUUUUAUAGUUGUAUUAAUAUAAUAUGAAAUCAAUAAUCCUGCAUUUUUUUUUUCC